CGUACACACAGGGCUCCUCUGUUAAGUGUGUUUCAUAACAGCAUUGAUUCACAAGGGCAAGUUCUCAGAUGAUUUAACAAAAUAGAAGGAAACAAAAUUGUCACUUGAAACGGUGUCACAGGGAUGGUGGCGCCCUAAUUAAUGGUCAUUCUAGCCCCAGCUUUGAGUUACACAGGCGCUGCCUGUCAAACAGAUAGCCCUGUUGGAGGAAUGUCUCUGGCCUCAGUCCGAGGCAUGUGGCUGCUUGUGGGGUGGAUUUACCGACAUAAUGCUCAAGGACUAUUUGAAUAACUUGUGAGUAAAAAUAUUUAAGAAACUCUUACCUUAGGAUGGCCACUUCAAAUGGGAAAGGUGAAAAGGUGUCCAAAUUUGAGACAUUGAAACUUUUGGAGAAAUGCAGUAAGGAAAGAGAUGAUGCCAUGCACAGAGAAAGUGUUCUAAGAGAGAAACUCAGACAGAAUGAGUCGAAGAUCCGUGCCACGGACGCUGUAAGACAGAAACUGAAGUCCUUGACUUUGGAAAACAAGGAGCUGAGGAAACAAGUGAAGGCUCUUCGUACUGAGAUUGGACUUGAACGCAGCCCUGACUUCAGUGGAAAGACCACAAAGGACAUAAUCGAUGACCUGCAAGAAAAGGACCGUGAGUGCAGGUCCCUGGUGGAGAAGACUGGGCAACUGAAUCUGACCAUUGAUGUUUUGACUUCAGAGGUGACAAAUAUGGUCACCUCUAAAACACUUUUAGAGGAUAAGUUGCAAUCACUGCAGCAAAAUCUCAAGGAUAUGACACAUAAUCAACGCCGCUUGCUGAAGUUGUGGGACGACAAGAAGGUCCAAAGGGAGCAGCUUGCCCUCCCUGCAAUUGCCAUGAAACCUGUACAGAAACCAUUCGUCCACAAAGCGGUUCAAACUGAGAUGUCUGUCAAUUCAUCCCAAAAGCUUCCAGUCAAUGCUUUUGAGACCAAGCCAUUCUCUCGGGACCAAGACAAACCCGUUUUGGAUAGUUUUCCAACCUAUGGAAAUGGCUAUCAUGACAAGAAAGCAUUCAUGCACGAUGAAACAAAAGGAAUAAAUAAAUACUCGACUCAUUGACUGAUAUUGACUAACAAUCUGCAUUCAGAAAGUAAAGCUGAGAUAUAGCUAAUAAAUGUGUAAAUAACAACAAGAUGAGAUACUAUUCAAUUAAUGUUACUUCUGGCUUUUUGGUUCGUUGUGUAAUUUGAUUCUCUGACAUUAUUUCAUUAUUUGUGUCAAUCUAACUUUAUAGAUCAACAUUGAACUGAAGCAGCUUUUUGAAAGUUAUUGUUUUGUGAGCUUAUUCGGUUUAAUCAAGCGUGCAUUGAUUGACUGGACUGCCUGACUGAUAUUUAUACAAAUAUUUGUGUUGUUGUUAAAGUUCAUUAACCAUAAUUCGGUUGGAUGUGAUACUGCCACCUGGCAGGAACACGGGCAACUUUUUAUCGGGGUCCUUCAAGGGUCCUUUGAAUGCAUGUGGCGCGAUAUG
Pseudoliparis swirei is the source of this 1500-nucleotide messenger RNA. RefSeq lists its product as uncharacterized. The coding region runs from base 330 to 1088 and encodes 252 amino acids. The record is from RefSeq and is a predicted model, not a curated record. Lineage: Eukaryota; Metazoa; Chordata; Actinopteri; Perciformes; Liparidae. The transcript has a single exon.